Messenger RNA from Anguilla rostrata (American eel), 4814 nucleotides. Its product is annotated as actin-binding protein WASF3-like. NCBI's taxonomy places the organism in Eukaryota, Metazoa, Chordata, Actinopteri, Anguilliformes, Anguillidae. The record is from RefSeq and is a predicted model, not a curated record. The transcript is spliced from 10 exons. Bases 410 to 2020 code for a protein of 536 amino acids. Gene Ontology annotation, cellular component: cytoskeleton; SCAR complex. Gene Ontology annotation, molecular function: protein kinase A regulatory subunit binding; Arp2/3 complex binding; actin binding. Gene Ontology annotation, biological process: positive regulation of Arp2/3 complex-mediated actin nucleation; actin cytoskeleton organization.
GCAAGUAAUUGCUCUUCCCGGGGGAGUGUUUUUCAUCGUCGUUCGGUAAAUUCUGGCACGCGAGCAUCUCUGUAGUCUGUACCAUUGGGGUGGGUGGUGGUCUGGACGAACAAGACACGCAUGCGCCGUGGGGUCGCUGCUGCAGAUCACUCGCGAAGAGUCGACGGUGCCAAGGAAACACACAUGCGGGCAGGAGGGGACCCAGAUUUCCAGAUUGCAGGAGCGUCCUCCAUUCUUGAAAUUCGCGAUAAUGAAAAAAACACCAUCCAUUACAUUUGAAUCAUUCGAUGUGUAAUGUCUCACGAGUGAUAAGCAAAAAGAGAGGAGUUAAAAUCAUUUACAAGGGAGGGACGCCGCGAGCCGCCCACAGACUUGCUGCUCCAGGUGAGGGCGUCGCUCAGCGGUUGCCAUGCCGCUGGUGAAGAGGAGCAUCGAGCCCCGGCACCUCUGCCGGGGGGCGGUGCCAGAUGGGGUGACCAGUGAGCUGGAGUGCGUCACCAACAGCACCCUGGCUGCAAUCAUCAAACAGCUGGGCAGCCUGAGUCGGCAUGCUGAGGACAUCUUCGGGGAGCUGUUCAACGAGGCAAACAGCUUUUACAUGCGCAUGAACAGCCUGCAGGAGAGGGUGGACCUGCUGGCAGUCAAGGUCACGCAGCUGGACUCAACCGUGGAGGAAGUGUCUCUACAGGAUAUCAACAUGAGGAAAGCCUUCAAGAGUUCCACCACACAGGACCAGCAGGUGGUCUCCAGGAACUCCAUCCCCAACCCUGUGAUGGAGAUGUACCAUCGCUGUGACAAGCCCCCUCCCCUCAACAUCCUCACUCCCUACAGGGAUGACAAGAAGGAUGGACUCAAGUUCUACACUGACCCCUCCUACUUCUUCAACCUGUGGAAAGAGAAGAUGCUCCAAGCCACAGAGGACAAGAGGAAAGAGAAAAGAAGGCAGAAGACAAGCGGCCCGGCCCACUCAGACCAGGCUAGGCCCCAGACCAGGCAGGCCCCCCAAAGGAGCCCCCUGUGCAGCUCAGAGCAGAAGCAGGUGGAGGACCCCACCCGCGAGGUGAAGAAGGUGCGGAAGGCACGGAACCGGCGCCAGGAGUGGAACAUGAUGGCCUACGACAAGGAGUUCCGCCCGGACACCCGCUUCACGCCCUCGCCCUACCACGGCAUGUCCUCCGAGGGCUCCCUCUCCCCCGACAGCAGGUCGGUGGCGUCGGACGUGGCUGAGCACUCCUACCCGGCCAGCCCCAACCACCCCUCCCAGCAGGUCGGUGGGUCCAGCCCCUACUCCACGGCCGAGGGCAAAGAGCACCUGACCGGCCCCUCCCAGACCCAGUCCCUGGACCGCGCCUACCGCCCGCCCCCCGCCGCCGCCGGGCGCCAGGCCCACUCCCUGGGCCGCGCGCAGCCCCCCCACGCCCCCCCGCCCGCCGACCCCGCCCUCAACGGCCCUCGUCCGCAAGCCGUCAAAGACUACAGUGGUCAACAGAUGCCGGAAUACUUUGUGCCACCCGCCCCUCCCCCGCCCCCUCCCCUCAUCCCCUCCGCCCAGACGGCCUUCGACAGUCCCGCUGCCCCGCCCGCCCUCCCCCCCAGCGCGGUGGCCGCCAUGUCCCGCUCCUACACCCCCUCCCCACCUCCUCCUGCCCCUCCCGCCUCUUACGUCCCCUCCCCCUCCCACCCCCCUGCCGGGGCCCCGCCCAUGGCCCCGCCCCCGCCUCCACCUGGCCCUCCCACCCACGCCUUCUCCCCUGCCCACGCUGUGGCUCCGCCCUCCGGAGAGGCCCCGCCCAGAAAGGGGCAGGUCCCGGUGAUCCCCAUGAGCGACGCCCGCAGCGAUCUGCUCGCUGCCAUUCGCAGAGGGAUCCAGCUGCGGAAGGUGCAGGAGCAGCGCGAGCAGGAGGCCAAGAAGGAGCCGGUGGGCAACGACGUGGCCACCAUCCUGUCGCGCCGCAUCGCCGUGGAGUACAGCGAGUCCGACGACGACUCCGAGCUGGACGAGAACGAGUGGUCAGACUGAGGGAGGGGGCGGCGGCCUGCGGGGGCGGGGCGGCGCUGGGCGGGACGGCAUCACACCUUCAAACCGCUGCUUUUCAGACUCUGUUUCGACAGAGCCUGCCACUGCACACGUGACCCCGUAAAACUGCAUCACACUCCAGAGUGGAAGAGGAAGAGAGGAGGGAGAUAAACACACAUGUAUAUGCAGAAAUGCACAGGUUUUCACACACACACACGCCCACACACCCAUACAUCCACAAACACACACGCACAUACACACACACACACACGCAAGCACACCCAUACACACGCCCACACACCCAUACAUCCACACACACACACACACACACACACACGCACACACACACACAGAGGGACAAGAGGCAGGGAUAUCACCAGAACAGAGCUGGCUGGAGCACGUUCCAGACCAGCAGGGGGAGCCAGUCUCGUUUCACGUUGGGGCCGGAAGGAGCCGGAUCAGGUGGCGGACGGCAUGUUUCCCUCUGCCUGCUCGCCCGCCCACUGCCGGGCCUUUCUGCGGAGCUGCUGGAGAGAAGCAUCUGGUCCGAAGGCCACAGCGAGACGCUUCGCUCCCGAGCCCAGAAUCCUCGGAACCGGGGUCCGCUAACGCGCUGACGUCUGCCCGCCAUCUGUCUCCACACACCCACCCCUUCCCCGGCUCCAUCGCGCCCGCUUUCCCCUAACCUUUAAAAAAUAUGUCCUCGCGUUCCUCAUAAACACCAUCUGUGUGGCGGCGGCGGUGCCCGCGUCACCGCGAGGGACCGUUUAGGCACCGCCCACCGCCGCCGCGGUUCCUCCUCACCUGCCGCCGGGCCGCGCGGUGAGAGAAAGCGUAGGUUUGGUGCGGAAGCAGAACCGACUCCAGCUCCUGACAAAAAGAGCCGGCGUCUCCGUUCAUCCGUCACCUCUACCCCAUCCCGCCCCCCCCCGCCCCCCCGAAAAAAAAUAUGACUCAGCAGUCACCUCCUCCACAUGGAUGGCAAACGCAAAAAGAAAUUUCGGCUCUGUUUGGACUUCCCCCCCCCUCAUGGUUCACAGGUGAAUGCACUUAGCUUAAGGGCCCACAGCGGCAAUAAUAUUAUUUUGGGGAGAGGAUUUCCAGAGUCAGCCUUGCGGCAAAUGUGUGCGCGUGCAAGUUUGUGGGUGGGUGUGUGUGUGUGUGUGUGUGUGUGUGUGCGCCUGUGUUAUACAGAAUGGAUACAUUUCCCAGCUGCGCGAAUUAACACACACCAGAAAAGAGGCGCUUUUGCGAAUGAAGAGGCGACAGAGUGGCCUGGUCUCCACUCCGCAGCAGCUGCCCUGGAGGACUGUAACACUCAGACUUCAGCAGACACACACACUGAAGAGCAUGAAGGUGGACCCCGCUGUCUCGCAGUCUGUACAGAGAAUGUGCGUAUGAGACACGAGCGUGAAGGUGUUCCUGCGGCCUGCUCUGACCCCCACUCCUUCUCAAACAUGUCUCUUCUCAAACUUCUGCCAGGCUCUGAGCCAAGCCCAGAACAGUGUGCGGUGCAUUUGUGAAAACAUUUGAUUUUUUUUUUUUCUUUUUUUUCUCCCCCAGAAAAGAGUAAUAGAUACAUUUUAAAAAAGAUACGAUAUGUCUAUAUUAUCUAUAUAUACAUACAUGACUAUAGAAGUUUGCAUAUAAAGUAUAACAAAAUCUAUUUGAGGAGUAGGAGGAGACUCAUUAGGUCAAAACAGUGAAGUUGUUGUAUUUGCUUUUGUUGUUAUAUGCGAGGCAAAUGAUUUCUCCCUGCAGUAUUGUGUAAUCUGAGAUGCAGUUUCCCCUCUCGUGUCGCUUUGUUUUCAUUUCUUACGUGUAGUGGUUGAGUGUCAAUGCCCUAAUGAGUAUCAUAAUUAUUUUUUAGAGGAGAUGGAGAAAUGCAAAUUGGACUGUUCGGCCAUUGAUCAUGUCAGACUCAGCCGUGUUAACUUAAAAGUCAAAUUCUCGGUUAUUAGUUUCUGCAUUUCCUAGAAGAGGAUCCUUUUCCACCUUGCGUUGUGGCACACGGUUGCCUCUUUGCUAAUACGAUCAACAUUCUACUUCCUCAUUUGUGUAUUUAAACUGAGCCACCGGUCAAUAAUGGCCAUGACCACACCAGACCUGGGUCAAAUAAUUGUUUGAAUUACUUUAACCCUUUAGACACCAGCAAGAUUCCUCUAGCUUGAGCUCUGACAGCACUGAAGGAACCAUCUGCAUUCACCAAUAUGCUGUACAAAAAUUCCUUCCUUCAUUUGAUCGUACCUUUUACCGACUAACAUGAUUUUUAGAAAAAUCUCAUAUCUAGAUAGAGGUUUUUUAUUUUUAUUUUAUUUUACUGGCAUCUACGGUCAAGUAGAUGCAGUCUAGAGGUAUUUCAAACUUUUUGUUUGACUCAGACCUGUCCCAUAUGCCUUUUUUUAGUUUUUUCUCUGCAUUUAUUAAGAACAUCUCUUCAUUUUCUUUUAAGAGCCUGAGAUAGUUUGGGCUUGAGCAGGACGCUGUAGCAACAUGGCCCACGUUUAUUUUUGUUGUCAUCGUCAAAAAAUGUGCCAUGAGGUUAGCUGUGAGGGAUGGUGCCCCUUUCACGCACACUGAAAUUCCAUUUUAACAACUGAGAUGUAUGUGCAGCCUGCAGUAUAUAGGUACUUCUCAUGUGUUUUAAAUGAACUGUUGCAGAGAUUUUGGUAACACUGCUUGUAAUGUCAGUUUGGGUAUCUAGGUAACAAACAUCGCUGUAUCACAUGGGCAAUAUGUAGGCAAUUAUGCAUGUAUCAAUAGCUAAUAAAAUGGAACCAAAAAGUGUAAUAUUGAA